This is a messenger RNA of Diospyros lotus (date-plum), 2260 nucleotides long. RefSeq lists its product as uncharacterized. Lineage: Eukaryota; Viridiplantae; Streptophyta; Magnoliopsida; Ericales; Ebenaceae. The transcript has 4 exons. The record is from RefSeq and is a predicted model, not a curated record. Bases 98 to 1600 code for a protein of 500 amino acids.
AAGAGAGGUUCUUCUAGCAAAUAGCAUUGCCGUGUUUCCCUACGAAGGGAAGGGUUCGAGUUCUUCUUCUUCAUCAAUCAUCGUCGAUUUACAGACCAUGGAAUCAUCUGAAAACAAGAAAAUGGUUAGUGAUUCUGCUGAAACUACCUCAAAUACGAUCCUCUUAGACAAGGAAACUCCCAAGUCUUUGAAGCCUGAACCCAAAAUUGUGAAAAAAUCUGUUAGAAAGAAACCUAAACAGAUGAAAAAAGAAAAAUUAAUUUCAGGAUCUCAACCCAGAAACAAGGAUCCAAAGAAAACAAAUGGAGGAGAAGGAACUGAUACCAAUGAAAGAGAUGGUCAAGGUAAUGUAAGUUUGCCUCAUGGAAACAGAGAAGAGAAAAUUACCAAUGAGAAACUUGAAGAAAGAAGCACGUUGGAUCUUAAGGCUGGGGGAAGCCUUGGUGGAAUUAUUUUCAUGUGCAAUUCAAAAACCAAGCCUGACUGUUUUAGGUAUCAAGUCAUGGGUGUCACAGGAAGCAGACGAGACCUUGUGUUGGGCAUCAAACCUGGUCUGAAGCUUUUCCUGUAUGAUUAUGACCUCAAGAUUUUAUAUGGAAUCUAUGAGGCAUCUUCAGCUGGUGGUGUAAAGCUAGAACCAGCUGCUUUUGGUGGUGCUUUCCCUUUUCAGGUCCGCUUCAAGGUUCUCAAGGAUUGCCUUCCACUUUCUGAGGGUGUAUUUAAGAAGGCAAUGAAGGAUAACUAUGAUCAGGGGAAAAAGUUUAAGAUUGAGUUGACUAGACAGCAAGUAAAAAAACUGAUGCAUCUAUAUCAGCCCGCCCCAUUGUUGCAUUCAGGGGCAAAAUCUUCUGCUCAAGAUCCUUGGCCUGCACCAACCAUCUACCCCCAGUCAGUUCCUGCCCCAUUGUUGCAUUCAAGUGCGCUAUCUUCUGCUCAAGGACCUUGGCCUGCACCAACCAUCUACCCCCAACCAGUGGCAGCUAAUUUAGUUGAGCUAGCAUAUGGCCCGCUGUCAUCUGAUUAUGGAAUGAACCAGCUUGCGGGGCAGACCAUCUCCACCAGGGACAUGGUUUCUGGUGAUCCAUUUUAUCUGACUGAGAGAGAAUACCAAAAUCAUGGUCUUCAGCUGGAAAGGCAUAUGCUGACAACUUCUACAGCUCCUUCCUCACAUCUAGGUGCAGACGGAAUAGAUCAAGGAAAGAUGCAAAUUCAUCAAAUGAACCCUCCUACAAGUGGAUUUGCAAUGCAGAACGAAGCAGCAGCUGGUACUGAUCGGCUCUUCCUCAGUGAAAAGGAGUAUCGAGCCCAUGGUCUUAGGAGAGAACCUCUAGUGCCAAAGGCACUGGCAGGCCCUUCAGGAACUUAUUCUCUGACAGGAAGAGAAAUAUCUUCCAUAUAUGGCUCGAGUUACUCGGAGAAUGAUGCCAGAAACCACCAUGAGAGACUGCUUGCCAGUGGAUCAGAAAUAAUGUCCCCAGCAUAUGUUUCGCAUUCUGAAUUACACUACAAUCAGAAAUACCCACCUUCGGGCGGCCGACCUACAUCCCCAUCAGUUUCCUCUCGAUAUGCCUUUGGGGGCCCGUCCCUGUCAUAUCGCUGAGCAAAGCAGGAAGCCAUGCAUGUAACCAAAAAAAUGCUAUCGUCUGCCAUUGACAGAUGAACAAAAUGCAAACCUCUCGUCUUUUGUGUAAUGCUGUACGCUAGAUGUGUUCUUACUCUGGUUUAAACUGGUCGUGUUUAAGUCUGUUGGAAGAUCUAUUGGCGUGAUGAUGUUGCCCACCAAGUAUGUCAACUUUAAUUUUAUCAAUCUCCAGCUGGGUUUAGGUAGGACUUGCAGAGCUAUCAAAUUUUGAGCACCCCGUGAAUUGCUAUUUGAUCUUCUUUUAAUUAAAAGUCAUCAAUCGGAUUGACAGAUUCCGCCCUUUCAUUUUAAUUCCAGAAAAUUCUUACUCAGCCAGCCUCGUUGUUUUUGCUGGCAAUGGGCUUCUGAUAUCGAAGCUUGGGGUAUGGUAGUGUAGGGGCGUCGAUGGUUGGCUUUGGAAUGGCAUUUGAUUGGACACUUGGUUCGGCGGUGGCCCAGCAAUAAUGAAGUAAAUUUCGUUUUCAGAGUAGAACAGCCGUAAACUGGCUCACUCGACAUCAGACAGAUCAAACCGGCCUCCCCUAAAUGACGUCCGUCAAUCAUGCGGCAGCUUGUAAGAUAUAGGAAGCCCUGAAUGAACACUUCAAAAGAUAAUAAUUGAUAUUUAAUUUACACUUA